Pelodiscus sinensis (Chinese soft-shelled turtle) is the source of this 834-nucleotide messenger RNA. NCBI's taxonomy places the organism in Eukaryota, Metazoa, Chordata, Testudines, Trionychidae. The record is from RefSeq and is a predicted model, not a curated record.
UCCCUGCUCCAGGCCAGGCAGCACCACUGUGGAGCCAGGGAAGCACCCGGGAUGUUCGCCUCCUGCCCGGGAAAAAGAUCAGAAAGUACCGGACAUUCUCUCUGCCUGGUGCUGGGCUGCAUGAUCUUUCCGGAUGGCUGGGACGCAGAGACGGUGCGGGACAUGUGUGGGGAGAAGACAGGGAAGUAUUCGCUGGGUGACUGCUCUGUGCGCUGGGCCUACAUCCUCGCCAUCAUCGGCAUCCUCAACGCCCUCAUCCUCUCCUUCCUGGCCUUCGUCCUGGGCAACCGGCAGAACGACCUGCUGCACGAGGAGCUCAAGCCAGAGAACAAAGAUUUGGUUGGCACUGCGCGGAUAUGACGCAGAGACCCAGCAGCAGGCCCAGUGCUCACUGGCUCCAGGACCGGACGCUCGCUCUCUCCUGCCUUGUUUCUGCUGCCGCUGGCUCCAUAAGAUCAACAUGCAGCCUCUCCGGAGCUCUGCCAGCCCUGCCCUGCGCCCUUCCCAUGCCCCUCGCCGCCUUGGGCUGCCUCCCUCUGCCCGGGGGCAGGCGCUGGAGGGAGGUUGAGGCCAAGUGGUCCUGAGCCUGCAUCCCGAGUGCCUGUGGCAAGGCCCCUCCCUCGGGAGAGCGCUGCCAGCUGAGUCGCCUCCAGCGCCCUUGUGCAGCGGGCGCCAACCCCAGCAGCCUCAGCCCCGUUCUGGGCAGCUCUGCUCGGAGAACCAGCCCGAGACUGGAGCCUUGAUACUCGUAUCUGCAGACGAGUCUUCUCUGCCCAGGGCCAUGUGGCUCUGCCUGGGGAAGCCAGCUGGCAGGAGGGUCACGUCUCUCCUCCA